Aspergillus pseudotamarii is the source of this 1075-nucleotide messenger RNA. RefSeq lists its product as uncharacterized. Bases 162 to 893 code for a protein of 243 amino acids. Gene Ontology annotation, cellular component: mannosyltransferase complex; endoplasmic reticulum membrane. Gene Ontology annotation, biological process: GPI anchor biosynthetic process. The record is from RefSeq and is a predicted model, not a curated record. The transcript is spliced from 2 exons. Lineage: Eukaryota; Fungi; Ascomycota; Eurotiomycetes; Eurotiales; Aspergillaceae. Gene Ontology annotation, molecular function: mannosyltransferase activity; protein binding.
AAUGAAUUCCAUCUAAAGAACUUUUAGGAUUUCAGACAGUCGAUAUCAGAUCUACCUCAUCUACAACACACAUACAGCCAGCCUCCCGUACUCAUCUGCGUAUGGACUAGAACCAUGACCGUCUAGCAACAGCGUCAAUUGAAUAUACUGGAAUUUCUGUCAUGAUGCUACUCCAAUAUAUUCUCGUACUCUGCACCCUCGCGUUCCUUGUUAUCGCCAAUGUCGAAAAGACGAUCUUCAUCGCUCCGCAACCCCUCACCAUCCCCACGGUCGAUCCUACCCUCGAUGACCUAGGUCUAGAUCGUCUCUCCUCCUCCAGUCCCGUUCUUCGAACCAGAAUAAACGCUACAUUUCCGACGCACGAGUCCCCGGGUACAGACUCAUGGUAUUUCCUCGAGAACUUGACCCCCGGCCAACGGUAUGAGGUGCGAGUGUGUUGGUUGGCAACUCUGUCAAAGCAACCGACCGCCUUUACCUUAACAACAUAUACCCUUCCACAAGCCAUUGAUGACCCCGCCCUCUUCUCCUCGAUCAGCCACUAUUCCCAAGCCCAUCUCGCCUCCCCUCAGUCUAACGCUGUUCCUCGUAAAUCUUCUUCUUUUCACGAUCAAGCACCUACGUCAGAUUCGGUGCUUUUCCUGCAUGUCACGGCGGCGGCGGACUACUUUUCUCUUAAUAAAACACUAAUGGAGAAUGUUCCCCCGGUUGCAGCGGAUAUCAUCCUCGAUCCCUUUUUAUGGAACAUCUUCCCGCAGUCGCUGAUACCGACGGCGUGUUAUAUAUGUGUUAUUGGAUGCUUGGCGGUGGUAAUCGGAUGGUGGGUGUUGGGAGAGCUGGGAAGAGUAAUUGAUUACAUGAACUCACAACAAUCGGCUGAUAAGAAAGAUAAAUAGUGAGCUAAAUAUAUGUAUGUAUGUAUCGAUUGCCUGUAAAUCCUAGGCGAACUAUAGCAAAUGCAUCAAUAUCAUCAGGUUCAGUUUAUGCAAAAUCUAGGUUCCAAGAUGGGUUACUUGCGUAGCGAGGGGUUAAAAUAAAACAUAACUUCACAAACAGAUAAUAAUCAUGAGAGAGCAUA